Vavraia culicis subsp. floridensis is the source of this 1951-nucleotide messenger RNA. RefSeq lists its product as uncharacterized. Gene Ontology annotation, biological process: transmembrane transport. Lineage: Eukaryota; Fungi; Microsporidia; Pleistophoridae. The transcript has a single exon. Gene Ontology annotation, cellular component: membrane. The coding region runs from base 1 to 1905 and encodes 634 amino acids. Gene Ontology annotation, molecular function: ATP binding; ATP hydrolysis activity; ABC-type transporter activity. The record is from RefSeq and is a predicted model, not a curated record.
AUGUCCAAACCAUUCCAAAUCUUUCUUUUCAUCAUCAAAGAAAUGCUUAGUCCUCCCCUAAAACCAUGUCUUGUUAUAUUCUCCAUCAUCGCGAUUAUUUUUCUAACUGAGCUGCUUCAGUACAAAAUACGUACUGAAAAUCUGAGGAGCCUGUCAAGCUGCCGGGACUACCAAACCUUGCGUUCUUUCUUGUUCUUCACAACCAUAUGCGGCAUCAUUUAUCCUACAAAAUUUUUGGUAUACCAAAUCAUUUACAGUGAUUACAUGGAACGAUUGUCGUGCAGAGCAUUUUAUACCGUGCUGUCGCGCAAAUGGGAGAUGACAGUGCUGGAGGAAGGUCUGAACAACCGCUUCAGAAACAUGGGCUCGUUUGAGAACGUGACCGAUAACGGCAUAUUCCAGUCCUUCGUGCACCGCGGUGUCAAAGGAAUGACAAAUCUGAUAAAACAGCUGGUACUGUCUCUGCUCGCGCGUGUAUUCUCGUAUCUAUUCAUAAUGAAGGAGACAAGUGAUCAGUUGGGCACCACGAUCCUUCUGGCCAUCAUCUUCAUGGUCUCGGUCACACUGAUGACAAACAUCGUAAUCAUCUACGUCCUGAUUUACUACCGCAGGCGGUACAACAUCCUACGGGCACAGUUGGACAAUCAUGUCUCGGAGUGUCUCAGCAACCACCUGCUCGUCACGUACUGCCACAAGGAAAUGGAUGAGUUCCAGCGCUACAAAAUGCGAGUUAGGAACUACAAGAACGCGGUUAUAGUCUUGGAAGGUGUCGAGCACGUCUUAGAGAUCCUUCUAUACCUGAUCACCAAUCUGACCAAAUACUUCGUGUACUACAUCAUUUACAGGAAUAACAAGGCGUAUCCCACGCAUUUGGUGAUGUUCGUGAUGCAGAAGAUCGAUGUGAUCGAGAGGAACACGAAGUGGGCAGGCUCAUUUUACGAGAAACUGCGCACGGCCGUACUAGAUGCCGAGUUUGCGUACGACUUUGUGAGCAGCACAAAGGGACCGGUGAGAAACGAGGACAACCUCCUGCACCACGCCGUUGCAUUGGAAGGAGCGGACCGCUCGUAUGACACGGGCUCAACUCAAUGCUUUAGUGACAGCCACAGCGAUGAAAAGAGGUGGAUCAGCGAUGAAAGCGGUGAUGAGAAGCGAGAUGCCGAUACAAAAUGGUAUUUGGAGGCGACCGCUGCAUCACAGCCGAACGCAGAACCAAAUGAAGUUUACCACGAUGAGAAUGCCAUGAACACCGUCCAGCAAGCCAAGGCCCAAGGCCCCGUAAUAAUACAGUUCAGAGAUUUUACCAUCAUUUUGAACCAAAGACUGCUCUUCAAACCGCUUAACCUUUCGAUACGAAAAAACGAUAAAGUGCUCAUAAAAGGGCCAAACGGCAUCGGUAAAAGUUCCAUACUCAGGUCGCUGUUUGGCAUGGUUGAGUACAUAGGCGAUAUCAUCAUAAAUGACGUGCCGUUGCAAAACCUUAAAAAGUCUAAACUAUGUUCCAUGAUGGCGAUUUGUCCGCAGUCUCCACUGGUCUUCAAGAACACGGUCAGGUUCAAUCUUGGCUACGGCAAUGUCUCAACGGAUGAAGAGAUGAUUAGGAUGUGCAAGCGGACGAAUCUCUUCGAUAAGAUCAGUGAAAUGGAGGACGGCCUUGACAGCCUCAUUCUGAGCGCAGGCGAGAACUUCAGUGGCGGUGAGAAGAAACGGCUGUGUGUUACGAGAACGGCCCUCAAGAAAUGCGCGAUUUACUGGUUUGAUGAGCCUACAGCAGGACUUGACACCGUAAACAUGCACACGGUGGUCGAUUUGCUGACGAAAAUGAAGGGAACUGUGAUUGUCAUCAUGCAUGCAGACGAGUAUGAUCGAUGUUUUGACCAGAUAAUCAAUCUUGAAAGGUUAUAGAUGAGCGAUCUGUCACAAGAAAUUAAAAUGUUCCUUUUAUCUGCAA